Molecule: messenger RNA, 5546 nt
Organism: Anneissia japonica
Lineage: Eukaryota; Metazoa; Echinodermata; Crinoidea; Comatulida; Comatulidae
Product: multiple epidermal growth factor-like domains protein 6
Exons: 27
Coding region: 158-3391 (1077 amino acids)
Molecular function (GO): scavenger receptor activity
Source: RefSeq, a predicted model, not a curated record
UGAGACUGUGAGUGAUUAUGAACAAUACUAUGACAACAAUGGAGAAUUGGUUGAACUAUCCAUCCCUAAAGGUGUGUUUUGCAAUUUUGGCGAGUUUGGACCUCAGUGCGAAUUCUCAUGCAAUCAGGAUCCGUGUCUGAAUGGUGGAGCCUGCAACAUGGAACUUAAUGGAUGUACCUGCCCUUCUGGCUUCCGUGGCAUCGUUUGCAAUGAAACUUGCCCUGAAGGGUUUUAUGGAGAGGGUUGCCAAAGCAUAUGCAUAUGUAAAAAUGGAGGAACUUGUAAUUUUGUAACUGGUGAAUGUAUCUGUCCAGUAGGGGUUGAAGGUCGCUACUGUGAAUAUGGCUGCCCACCUGGGAAAUGGGGUACAGAGUGUCAGCGACAUUGCCAGUGUUCGAGUGGGUUGACCUGUAACCGUGACACUGGAAUCUGCAACUGUCCCGCUGGCUUUUUUGGAAUGUCUUGCAACUUCCAAUGUCCAAAAUUUAUGUAUGGCCUUGGUUGUAGCAUGAAAUGUGACUGCCAUCCUACUAAUGCAGAAAGCUGUGACAACGAGAAUGGAGUUUGCAUAUGUAAACGUGGUUAUGUAGGAGACCGAUGUCAAAUAGAAUGUGAUGAUGGAUGGUAUGGGCUAGAAUGCCGAAGCAGGUGCCGCUGCAGCGAUCCAAAACUUUGUAACAAGAAUACCGGCGAAUGCAGUCGCCAGUGUCCAGCUGGCUACAUGGGAGAAAACUGUGAAACAUUAUGUCCUGAGGGGCGUUAUGGGGAGAACUGUGAGGGAAUUUGUCGUUGCGGAGAGCGCGAGUGUAACUCAAUAAACGGUGAAUGUUCCUGUGAAGCUGGAAAGACUGGACCUGAUUGCAUGGAAGAAUGCCAAGAUGGAUUGUGGGGAGUUGGUUGCCGUAAUAACUGCACAUGCUCAAACGACCGAAUUUGUGAGAAGGCCACAGGAGAGUGUCAGUGUCCGCUCGGAUUUCAAGGAGAUGCUUGCGUAGAAGAGUGUAUACAGGGGUGGUACGGUUCAAUGUGCCGUCAUCGAUGUAGGUGUAAGAAUGAUGCAGACUGCGAUAAGCAGACAGGGAAGUGCCGCUGCCAAGCUGGAUGGCAGGGUCCAACAUGCGGUGAAUCAUGUCCUGGGGGUUAUUUUGGUUUCAACUGCGAGGCCAAGUGCACAUGUCACAACAGUGCGGAGUGUGAUCCAGUGACUGGUGAAUGCAUCUGUGAACCUGGAUGGCAGGGAUCUCAGUGUCAGCAAGUCUGUGAUAAUGGUUUUUAUGGACGGUUCUGUGAGAACAAGUGUUCAUGCUUAAAUGGUGCCAUGUGUGAUCAUGUAGGAGGCGGAUGCACCUGCUCUGCUGGUUGGAGAGGAGAAAUCUGCGACAAGCCCUGUCCAGAUGGUUUCUACGGACAUGAAUGUCAGAAGAGGUGUCGUUGCGCAAACAGUGCUCGGUGCGACCCUGUCAACGGAGAAUGCCUCUGCGCUCCAGGUUUCACAGGAGACUUAUGUUUGCAAGAGUGCAGUGAAGAUAGGUUUGGACAGGACUGCCGCGGUGUAUGCGAUUGUAACAAUGGCGCUGACUGCGAUCAUGUGACUGGCUUGUGUGUUUGCGCGGCUGGAUGGAUGGGCCAUUCAUGUACCAAACCUUGUUUGAAGGGCUACUUUGGUAUUGGUUGUGCCCAGCGUUGUAUCUGCCAGCACGGUUCCAAAUGUAUCCCAAGCACUGGUGCCUGUGAGUGUACUGGUGGCUGGACUGGUCGUGCUUGUGAACGUGAAUGCGAGUCUGGUUACUUCGGACCAAGCUGUCAGCUACCGUGUCAGUGUCUUAAUGGAGGGUCAUGUGAUCGAUUUAAUGGAACAUGCCAGUGUGCCCCUGGAUGGGUUGGAAUAGAAUGUGAAGAAGCCUGUCAGAAGGGUUACUUUGGAGAGAAUUGUGAACAGAAAUGUCUCUGUCAGAAUGGAGCAACGUGUGACCACCAAACUGGGGCGUGUGAUUGUGCUCCUGGCUGGAGAGGUUUCACCUGUGACAAAGCUUGUGUAGAAGGUUAUUACGGUGAAUCAUGUGAGAAUUAUUGUGGAUGUGGUCUAAAUACCCCGUGCAACCAUGUGACCGGCGAGUGUAUCUGUCCCCCGGGAUUUACAGGACCCCAGUGUAGCGACGCUUGCCCAGCUGGACGAUUUGGACAAGACUGCGAAGAGUUGUGCCUUUGUGGAGCUAACACAAACUGUGAUCCAGUGGAUGGAGAGUGCAAAUGUAAACCAGGUUAUCGAGGAAAGAAAUGUGAAAAAUUCUGCUCACCAGGACGCUACGGACCAAACUGUCACCAGAGGUGUGAGUGUCAAAACAAUGGACAGUGUAACCCUAAUGACGGAUCUUGUGACUGUCCAGCCGGAUACAUUGGAGCAAAGUGUAGCAAACUCUGUCCCGCGGGUUCCUUUGGGAUCGAUUGUCUUGAGAAAUGCUUCUGCCAGAAUGAUGGAACUUGUGACCCAAUGACUGGACACUGUUCCUGCAAGAGCGGUUUCUUUGGAGAAUUUUGCCAAACAGAGUGUCCUCCAGGAUAUUUUGGUAUGAAUUGUGAGAUGUCUAGAGAAUGUAACAACGGAGGGCGUCUGGAUCCUUUGACUGGCGUCUGUUCUUGUGGUUUGGGAUUCACUGGCGUUACUUGUGAGCAAGAAUGCCAACCUGGUACUUACGGCUUCAACUGUGAACUGGAGUGCCCUUGCCAAAACAGUGCAUCAUGUGACCGAAUGACAGGUUGUUGCAUGUGUGCUGAUGGUUACUAUGGUAACUUAUGUCAAUAUGAAUGCCCUGAGGGUUUCUAUGGUUUCUAUUGUAGCAAGCAAUGUGAAUGUUAUGAUGGCGCUGCUUGUGAUCCUGUUACUGGCCAAUGCCGAUGCCCACCCGGACGUCAAGGACCAAACUGUGAACAAACUUGUACACCUAACUUCUAUGGACCCCAUUGUGAGUUCUUCUGUGAUUGUGGCAAUGGGACACAGUGUCAUCCAGAGACUGGUCUAUGUGAUUGUGCAUCAGGACGAACUGGCCAAGGCUGCCUAACAGAAUGCCCUCAAGGACGUUAUGGGCCAAAUUGUGGGUUUAGUUGCGACUGUGCGCACUCGUCUGUUUGUAACCCAGUCAACGGGUCUUGUACAUGUGUCAAUCAAUGGAUUGGACCAACCUGUGAAAAAGCGUUGUUUACAACAUUCAUUCAAAUUGUUCGAACGAAAGAAAAGUUGGCAAUCAAACAUGUAGCAGAUGGACCACCUCAUUUUAACAAGAAAAAACACAACCGUGGAAGUAACCAUGAGACACAUUCGAAUAGGGGGGAUGCACGAACAAGUACAGAUGCAACCAACACUGAUAACUACCGUGCAGCUUUACGACAAUAAUGUACCUUUGUAUUUUUUUUUUAGAUAAGUUUUACUUAAACAUUUUUUAUAAAACUAAUGGCUAAAUAAUCUGUGUUUGGCAUGAUGCCAAAUUCAACAUGUUUGAACCCGCUUGUGUUGGCAGAUUUUUUUUUCUAUCUUCUAUGCAAUCCAAGUGACAUCUGACCCCCAUCUUGCAAUAUAUUCAAGCAAAUGUGCAACUUUGGAAACAGUUUUCAAAAUUGUUUUAUAUUCAUGAUACUAGCAAUCAUUUUCAUGAUAUUGUUUUAUAUAUUUAAAAUACUAUCAUUAAUAUUCAUGAUGUCAAUAUUAUAUCAUUAAUAUUCAUGAUACUGUUAAUGCUGUUCAUGAUGUAAUAAAUAAUAAAGUUAAUAUUUGUGGUACUGCCAAUAAAUACAGUAUUGUUUGUAAUAUGAGGUUAAAUUCAACACCAAUCAAGUUAAAAAGCAAUAGCAAUUUGGAUACUUUGCAAUGUUUUUCUCGCCCAUUUUUUUCGAAAAUGAAGUGUCGAUGUUUAAUGGUUUUUGCAUAGGGUUUACAAUAUUUUUAAUAUAAAUGUAUUUAUUGCUAUCAACUGUUGACGAAUUAGUGUGAUUUAAAGCGGGGAUUUUUAGGCCAGUGUGGUUGUGGAACUUCGGACGCCGUUCCAGCUGAAGUUUUGUAAGUAAUAUGUGACGUCGGAUGAACAUGCAUGUCAUGUGAUCAGAAAAUGUAUAUUAUAGUUUCAACUUCUUACUUAUUUUCUUGUAUUUAUAUUCUGCCUCACCUUUUCAAAUUGCUUUUUAUGUAUCUAAAUGUUCUAUGAGACGAUUUUAUUUUCGCAUGAAUAUUUUUUGCUUUUUGUAGCUUUUUGUAUAUUGAAAUUUAUUGAUGUCUAGAUAGGGGUAAAUAUUCCUCCGUUUUCCAUUCAGCCAUUUUCAAAAUAUAACCUAAAAGGAAAUUCAUUGUCAAUACUGUAGUCUGUAUUGGCAUUGUUAUUUUGUAUCUAAUUUACAUUAUUUAUGCUCUGAUGUGUAUAAAGGUUUUGACUUUGCUAUAAAUUUCAGGUAUAAGAAGCAGGGAACCUUUUAAAAGGAUAUUUUUUUUGUUUCUUUAUCCUGUUUAUCUUCAACAUAAAAAGUAUGUUUGUAGAAUUCGUCUCUACUCAUAAUUUCAUUAGACACAAUGACGUAACUACAAAUUCAUCUAUAGCAAUACUGUAUUCAUAGUACAGGAUAUUUUUUUUUUAUCAAUUAUGAUUAUUUAAAUAUGUUUAAAUGUCAUUUAAUGCAACAAAUUGAACUUGUCUACCUCUGAUGUAAGGUAUCCUUGGUCGAUAAGGGUUAUUCUGAAUAUAUAAAUUUGUAUCAAACCUUAAUAAACUUUAUAAAAUACAUAUCUUAUGAAAUAAUUAAUUAAAAUCAUUUGUUAUAUUGCUAUUAUAUCAACAGUUUCAUAAUUGGAUUUUAUUAUAUUUAUAAUAAAUUUGUAUGCCGACACAUAGCGUUCAUAAAUAUGUAGAAAAUCAAGAUAAAAAUUAUAUUUUUUCUUACAAAUUGUUUCGAUUUUUACCCUUUUUAUGUUUUAAUUGUUCUUAAUUAGAUAACUCAUACUUUUUUACUUCUUUACUCCAAGAUUUCAUAUUUAAUAUUUUAUGCUUCCAAGAAAACAGACUUGAUAUAUCUAAAAUACAUUUUUAUUUAUUUGCGCUUUUUGUAUACUUUGUAUAUCAUCCAAUGUUUCUUGUGUAAAUAUUGUGCAGGGAUGCAUAAGUAAUAUGCCUAUAGUACAGACAGAGGAAACCUGAAGACAAUGCCGAUGAAGUCUUGCCCAUGGCUUUGAAUUUCUAAUUUUUUAAAUGUUCUGUAUUGGUGUAGUACAGUUGCAUAAUUUCAAAUUCUUUUUGAAGCAGAAACAUUUUGUACCUGCUCUUAAUUCCAUUUGCGGAUCCACAGGGAUUCACAAAGGUUUAAUGCAUAUACUAUUUGUACAGUGGCGUAUCAAGGGGAGGGAGUGGGGUGUGCACCCCAUAACAGAACUCGCUCUCCCCUCCCAUCGAAAAUGUUUGAAGCAAAAAAUAAUGCUCAAGUAGAUAAACAUCACCUCAUAUCACUUUGUUUUUUGCAACUUCUCAAAAUUAGUACCAGAAUAAUAAAGUUUUUAAAAUACCAACAAA